AAUUUUUUUUGUAUCCUAUUGCAUUUUUUCGUAUUGCUUUCUUUAUGUAUUUAUUACGAAAUUCUAAUAGGAAAUGAUAGACAUCAUCAUAGUUUAACAAAUUACAAGGUCCAUUUCUCAUGAUGGACCUGCAGUAUGAUCAUAUAUAUUGGAAAACAAAGAAACCCGGUUUCCUUCCUUUUCGAAUAUCAAAUCCGGAAAUAGCAGUUACUGUGGGGUGCCAGCAGGAAAUACAGUACCGGCUGGCGAUUUUCAGAUUUCCAAGUGGCUGUGCCCCCCCUACGUGGAACCUUCUGAUCCCUCUCCUCAUCCGACGUGUGCGCCACCUGACCCCACCUCCUCACCCCCAAAGCGCGUCGCUGCAGGCCAUCACGUGUUAUUUCCCCCCUCCGCCUUCAAUUAAACAAUUGCGAAAUCCCAGGUUUGACCUUUCCUCACCUCGUCCCGCCGGACCCACCCGUAUCCUCCCCUUCUCCUCCUCUGUCUGUCACACGCACGCGGCGCCUCUCCUCGAGCUCAACACCCCAAUUUGACCACGUGACCGUAAUCCACCUCCGCACACCGGUGCCUAUUUAACCCCGCGUCCCAACACUUCCCAGCAAACAACCCCCGCUCCCUCCACUCCGUGUCUCCCUCUCUCGCCGUCGCACUCGCACUCACGCCGCCACCGCCGCGUUGUGAUCGAGCCUGUGGAGCGGCGAGCGAGGCCGGAAAUGCAGAUGGACUCCUAUUUGUACGCCGGCUUCUUCCACGACGAGGCCGCGUUCUACCCGCAGGGCGCCGUGCCGCCCUCCCCGGAGCUGCCCUUCGGCCUCAUUGCCUCGCCGGGGGAGCCCGCGCCGCCCUUCCAGCCGCCGGAGGCGCCGAGGCCCGCCGCGUUCCAGGACUACUCCGUGGCGGAGCCGGAGCUGCUGGCGCAGGCCGUGGGCGCCGGAGAGCCACACUACGGGAGCUCGGGCCCGAGCGUGAACAUGCGGGUGGUCGACGCGCUGGGCGGGGACCCUGUGCAUGAUCAGACAAUGGGGGAGGAGUGGGAGGAGGAGCCGCGGCGGCAGCGCCAGCAGCAGCAGCAGCAGCCGGCGGGCGCCGCCGUGGAGAGCAGCCGCGGGUUCCGGCACAUGAUGCGGGAGCGGCAGCGGCGCGAGAAGCUGAGCCAGAGCUACGCCGACCUCUACGCCAUGGUCGCCGCCCGGUCCAAGGGCGACAAGAACUCCAUCGUGCAGUCCGCAGCGAUCUACAUCCACGAGCUCAAGGGCGCGCGGGAGCAGCUGCUGCGGCGGAACGAGGAGCUCAAGGCGCGGAUCCUGGGCCACGACGCGCGGCAGCAGUGCGUCAAGGUGCAGUUCGAGGUGGACGAGCCGGCGUCGGCGAUCGACUCCAUGAUCGGGGCGCUCCGGCGCCUCAAGGGCAUGGACGUCAGGGCUAGGGGCAUCCGGUCCACCAUGUCCGGACGCAGGCUGUGGACGGAGAUGAAUGUCGAGACCACGAUUGCGGCCGGGGACGUGGAAAAGGCCGUGGAGGAGGCUCUGAUGCAGGAAGUGGAGAGGAACCAGCCGCAGCCGCAGCCUGCGGAGGCCGGCAGUGGCGGCGGCGGCCCAGGCCUUCCGGGAACCAGCGCCGGCGCCAGGGGGUGGGGCCCACAGACGUCUCCGCACGUGCAAAACGUGUUUCGACUCAUGUGAUGGGACCCACCCGCCUCUCUCAAAGCAUUGAGCACGGAUCAGAGGCCCCGUUUGUUUGUUCAUUCUUUCGCGCAAAAUGGAGCAGAGUGACGAAUCGCCACGUGCCGGAAUCCUGGCUCUGUUUGUUGCUUUGUCUUAGUACAAGUCGCUGUUGUUUAGGAGAACGUAUAGUAUACAAUCUCAGCUUGCGAUCGGGCAUUUGAGCACGUGAGAAAUCGUAAGAAGCUUUUAAGUUCUGUUUAUUAAACAAGGGACGGAAAGAGACGUGGAGGCUGGGAGUCAGCUGGGAGUGAUCAAGUAGGGUCCGGAGGAAGCCGGCGAGGAGGGAGAGGUCAAGAAGAACCAAGGGGGGCACCGGGCACGUUUUGGUCGUGCCUGCCCGUGUUGCGCUGUAGAUCUUGACUCGAGGCUGCAGCCCGUGGUUUUUUACUACACGUCGCCGUUCACUUGCACACGUAGUGGACGGGCAGUGUACUGGUAGUUUCUCGCUUUCAGCCGGAGCUAUCGGUCGGCGUCAGGGGCCCCUUGUGUCAGCGUCAUGCUUAGUUUGACUCCCAAGGGGAACUGUUUGGCCUGGUUUACUUCCUGGA
This is a messenger RNA of Panicum virgatum (switchgrass), 2272 nucleotides long. Its product is annotated as transcription factor BHLH148-like. The record is from RefSeq and is a predicted model, not a curated record. The coding region runs from base 714 to 1682 and encodes 322 amino acids. Gene Ontology annotation, molecular function: protein dimerization activity. Lineage: Eukaryota; Viridiplantae; Streptophyta; Magnoliopsida; Poales; Poaceae. The transcript is spliced from 2 exons.